AUGGAUCGACUCUCCGCCGCCCUUCCAGCGCACAAGAGCGCGUUCUUUUCCGCCUCCGUUCCACUCAGCACGCGCGCGGUAGCGCCACCCCGGCACGCGGCUUCCCCCUCCACGCUUCCCCCCAUCUCCAACAUCUUCUUCCUCCGCCCGCGGGCCCCCCCGCCGCCGCCGCCGUCGCAGGAGCCGCCGAGCACGGGGAAGGUCCCCGCGCCGGGGCGGUACGGCGGGGCGCCGCUCGACAAGCGGAUUCGGCAAUCGUGGGGCGGGAAGGAGGAGGAUCCGUUGGAGUCGGGCGAGUAUAUCUGGAACACGGAGUGGAAAAAAACAGUCACGGUGGACGAUGCUGACAAGAACAAGGCGGCAGCAGAGGAUCCAAUCGCAUCAGCCGUGUCGUCCAACGACCCCGGCACUUCUGACGGCGGUUUCCUCUCCCUCGGCCGCUCGCUUGCCCUCGACAGCAUGGACGUGGAUCUGAGUGCGGAGCUGAACCGCCCCAGCAAGGCCACUCUGGAGAAGCAGGUGGAGGCAGCCCGCCGUGCAGCUGGCAUGCAGGCACAGCAGGCGAGCAGUGAGGGCAAGAUCAAGUGGCGCUAUGCCCCGACCACCAAGGAGGAGAGGCAGUGGGCCGAGGCCAACAGGAAGAGCGCCAAGAUGGUUAUGGCGUUUGUGGAGAAGGAGGAGCCGCUCACCCCGCAGCAGAUAGCAGAAAGAGAGAGGCAGCAGUAUGAGAAGCUGAAGCAGAGCCUGGUGCUAACGACGCUGGGGUUGGGAGUGGUGUUCACAGGCACUGCUGCUGUGCUCUACAGCCCUGAGGUUGCUGUCAGCUAUGCGGUGGGCGCAGUGGGGUCACUGGUGUACGUGCGCAUGCUCUCGUCCAGUGUGGAGGCGCUGGGAGCUAACUCUGUUCAGGGCGCUGUCAGGGGAGCUGUGGGUCAGCCCAGGCUGUUAGUGCCGGUGGUGCUCGUCAUGGCGUUUAACAGAUGGAACGAGAUUCUGGUGCCGCAGUACGGAGCAGUGCCUCUAGAGCUCAUCCCCAUGCUAGUGGGGUUCUUCACAUACAAGGCAGCCACCAUCACCCAAGCAUUACAGGACAUGCUUGCUCCCUUGGCUUCCCCUCCUUCUGCCUCCUCCUCCACCUCCUCAGCCUCCUCCGAAUCUUCCGCUGGCCCCUCCGCCGCUCCCCCGACUUCCUCCACAAUCUCGACGGUUCCCGUUGAUUCCGCCUUCCCCGCUUAUCCCGCGCACCCUUCUCGCUCUGCGUAUUCCGCUCACCCCUCUCACUCCGCUCAUUCCGCGCAUCCCUCCCCCCCCGCUCAUUCCGCGCCUUUCGCCGGUGACACUGGGCGCGGGGCCGCGCGGCGGAUCACCGCGCUCAUUGCGCGGCCACGGGAUGGCGGGCGGAGAUGGUAUGGCGGUGAUGCGAGUGGAAGGGGACGAGAUGCGGGCGAGGAGGAGGAGGUGGUUGUUUCAGGGGAGCUGGGAGGGCACGCAGGGGGGGGAGGGGAAGCGGGAGGUGAUGAUGAGGAAGAGAGAAGGGAAGCGGAUGUGGAGGCGGUGCGAGAGGAAGACGACGCUAGCAUGGACCUAUCAUGGCACCCCUCUGGACUGGUACUACUCGAGUUCCGUCCCUUCCUUCCUUACCCUUCCCCGUUCCUCAAUCUUGCCCAUCCGCUCCUCGCCGUCUCCUCACCGCUCCCCAUCGCUCUCGCCCCACCCUUGUUCGCCCCACCCUUUCUCGCCCCACCCUUUGUCCGCCUGCUCUCCUCUCCUGCGCCCAUGCGACCCCCACCCCUCCCCUUCGUCCUCCCCUCUCUCCCCCAGCCGUCAGCGCGUCUCCCUUGCCUCACCCCAUCAGAGGCAGCGCAGCUACUGACCAAGGGGCGGGCGCGGGACAUCCGUAUACUACACUUUUCUCGCCUUCUCCCCUUUCUCCUCCUUUCCUUUCCUCCUCACGUCCCCCUCUUUUCCGCCCCCCCGCUCCUCCCCGCCUUCCCCCCCCUCCUCCUCUCCUCUCUCCUCCCCUCCCAGCCGUCAGCGAGCCUGCCCAGUCUCUCCCCAUCAGAAGCAGCGCAGCUACUGACCAAGGGGCGGGCGCGGGACAUCCGCAUACUGAACGUCGCAGGGCGCUGCCAAUGGGCGGAGCACCUGGUGCUUGCAAGUGCCCACUCCACGCGCCACGCCAGAGGGCUCGCCGCAGGGCUGGCUUACGAGUUGAAGCAGCGGUAUGCGAGGCAGGGCAUGGCAGCGCACGCGCCAGAGGUGGAGGGCAAGGAGGCGGAGCACUGGAUGCUACUGGACUGCGGGCGCACGGUGGUGCAUGUGAUGACGGAGGAGGGCAGGCGGAGGUACAAGGUGGAGGCGCUGUGGGAGGGCAAGGGGGAGGGAGGGGAGAGGGGGGAGGGGGGGGAGGAGAAAACUGAUGCUGAUGCUGAUGCACGGGCGUUGUGA
This is a messenger RNA of Closterium sp. NIES-65, 2448 nucleotides long. The record is from the annotation of a GenBank genome assembly. NCBI's taxonomy places the organism in Eukaryota, Viridiplantae, Streptophyta, Zygnematophyceae, Desmidiales, Closteriaceae.